Molecule: messenger RNA, 1037 nt
Organism: Fragaria vesca subsp. vesca
Lineage: Eukaryota; Viridiplantae; Streptophyta; Magnoliopsida; Rosales; Rosaceae
Product: protein SYM1-like
Exons: 5
Coding region: 84-755 (223 amino acids)
Cellular component (GO): membrane; cytoplasm
Source: RefSeq, a predicted model, not a curated record
CACUCCAUGUUCAGUACAUUUUACUUGUUUUGACCAGGUUCAUUAUUAACCGGAAGACACAGAUAUUUGUUUCAUUUUUGAGAAUGCAUGCUUUGGGAGGUGGAGGUUAUGGCGGGUUCUGGGGAUGGGACUCAAUACCAAAGAAACCCAAACAACAAAGAAAGCGAUUCGAUUCCAAAUCCUCCAGUUCUGUCGAGGCCACCGGAGGACCCGGUUUCCGGUUCCCGUUAAAGCAAGCAGUGACGGCUGGCUCACUGGCUUUAACCGGAGACACUAUUGCUCAGCUCAGAGAGCGCUGGAGAAAGGCCAGGACUUUAGACUCCAACCCCACCUCUCAGGAUGUCACUCAAACUCUCCUCUCAGACCAUGAUUGGCUUCGUGCACUUCGGAUGACUUCUUAUGGGUUUCUGCUGUACGGCCCUGGCUCUUAUGCUUGGUACCAGUAUCUUGAUCAUUCUUUGCCAGGGAAAACUGUAGUGAACCUAAUUCUGAAGGUUUUCUUAAACCAAGUUGUUCUUGGUCCAUCUGUGAUUGCUGUUGUUUUUGCAUGGAACAAUAUAUGGCAAGGGAAACUCUCACAGCUUUCGGAAAAGUACCGGAGAGAUGCUCUUCCCACAUUACUUUACGGAUUUAGGUUUUGGAUACCUGUCAGCUUAUUAAACUUCUGGGUGGUGCCUCUUCAGGCCCGUGUAGCUUUCAUGUGUGUGGGUUCAAUAUUCUGGAACUUCUGCUUGUCUUCGACAAUGAGCAAGUAACAUAUGAGCACUUAUCGACACUAUAUAUCAGCAACCAAAACUUUGACCAUAAGGUAUCAGCAAUUCCAGAGGAAUGUGGUAGACCUCAUGUACGGAAGGAGCUGUCCAGAAGCAACUUCUUAAUUCAGUAAGUGUAGAGAUGAUUGUAAAAUCAUCAAUCUAGUGAGCAGAAAAUCAAUUAUUUACUGCUGGUCUGGAAAGAAUGGAAACUGAUACUUUCUUAUUUACCUGGUAAUUACUUUUGGUCUUUCACAUAAUCAAUUUUUUCAUAAUUUCAUGUUC